AUGAAGUGCAAGCCGAACCAGACGCGGACCUACGACCCGGAGGGGUUCAAGAAGCGGGCGGCGUGCCUGUGCUUCCGGAGCGAGCGCGAGGACGAGGUGCUGUUAGUGAGUAGCAGUCGGUACCCGGACCGCUGGAUCGUGCCGGGCGGGGGCAUGGAGCCCGAGGAGGAGCCGGGCGGUGCGGCCGUCCGCGAGGUGUUUGAAGAAGCGGGAGUCAAGGGGAAGUUAGGCCGGCUCCUGGGCAUUUUCGAGCAGAACCAAGAUCGCAAGCACAGAACGUACGUGUAUGUACUGACUGUCACUGAGAUUCUGGAGGAUUGGGAAGAUUCGGUUAGCAUUGGGAGGAAGCGAGAGUGGUUCAAAGUCGAAGAUGCGAUCAAGGUUCUCCAGUGCCACAAGCCCGUGCAUGCCGAAUAUCUGCAAAAACUAAAGCUGGGCGGUUCCCCAACCAAUGGAAACUCCGUGGCCCCGUCCCUGCCGGAGGGCGAUCCCUAG
Budorcas taxicolor (takin) is the source of this 495-nucleotide messenger RNA. RefSeq names its product diphosphoinositol polyphosphate phosphohydrolase 3-beta. Gene Ontology annotation, biological process: diadenosine pentaphosphate catabolic process; diadenosine hexaphosphate catabolic process; adenosine 5'-(hexahydrogen pentaphosphate) catabolic process. The transcript has a single exon. NCBI's taxonomy places the organism in Eukaryota, Metazoa, Chordata, Mammalia, Artiodactyla, Bovidae. The record is from RefSeq and is a predicted model, not a curated record. Gene Ontology annotation, molecular function: bis(5'-adenosyl)-hexaphosphatase activity; endopolyphosphatase activity; diphosphoinositol-polyphosphate diphosphatase activity. Gene Ontology annotation, cellular component: nucleus; cytoplasm. Bases 1 to 495 code for a protein of 164 amino acids.